This is a messenger RNA of Manduca sexta (tobacco hornworm), 1071 nucleotides long. Its product is annotated as ommochrome-binding protein-like. The transcript has a single exon. Lineage: Eukaryota; Metazoa; Arthropoda; Insecta; Lepidoptera; Sphingidae. The coding region runs from base 227 to 1048 and encodes 273 amino acids. The record is from RefSeq and is a predicted model, not a curated record.
UAUUGUACGCGAUACUAUUGUAUCGCGUAAUAUUCCCUCACGUGAUAGAUACGCGGAGUGUUUUAACGCCCAUGAAAUUGAUAUCAAUAACAAUAUUAAAUAUCCAAUAACAUUUUUAUAUCGAUUAAUAAAGGGCGUAAAACAGAAUUCUAUCCAGUUGAAAUUUAUUUCGCGUGAAAAUAACUUCUGAUGUACCUAUCUUUAUUUAUUAUAUUAUCAAUCAAACAUGAGAGUAUUUGUAAUACUUUGCAUGAUUUACACUGUCUACGGCGCGAAAGUUAAACCUGUCGAAUCCAAAUGUGAAGGUGUCAUGAUAGAAAAAAAGUGUCAUAAACAUGAAGUAAUUUCAAACGGAAUAAAUAGACCAUACCACCUGUCAUAUUUUAAUCACUCAGUAUUCUUCAGUUACAAUGCGGGCGAUGACGAUCAGGAUACGUUCGAAAUAGGAUAUGUGAAAUUUGGCCAUAAGGUGCCGAUAGCCAUAAAUUCAACAAAAAAUGGAUUCGCUAUUGCUAUCGACAAGUUAAACAAAAUAGCUUACUUUGGAGGCAGCGAAGGGAUAUACGAACAUGAUCUAACAAAACCAGGUGAAAUCAAACACAUAAUAAUAAAACAUGAUAUCUGGCACAUGUUCUAUAAACACCAUCUCUAUUUUAUUGAAUACCCGUCACAGCGCCUACAUAAAAAAGUAGGUAAUGAUACCGAACUCGUCGAACAUAUUACUGAGAAGAUAUAUCAAUUUGCUAUCGACGACCAUCAAAAUACUUAUAUUACCACCAAGAAAGGUCUUUAUGAAAUCAAAAAUGGAACUACAGAACGUAUUUUACUCAAAGGACCAAAAGUUUACAGAGCCAUAGUUAUAAAUAAUAAAGGUGUUCCAUAUUUUUGUAGCCAAAGUGGAAUUUACAUUAAAGAAGAACACACUUUGAAAGAAAUUGUUCAUGUAAAAAAUAUAUUCGGUUUGGCUUUCGAUGCGGAAGAUAACUUCAUAUAUUCAAAUCCACAUGAAAUUGUUAGAUUAUUACCAGAACCAAAUAAAAAAAUGUGAAAUAAAUUCGUUAUGUUAUACAA